AUGGCUGCUCCCCUGCCAGGCUUGCAGAGCAGUGCGGGGAGGAGAGUUGCAGCAGAGCGCCGAGCACUCGCCCAGAGGCGCGGCGGAGCGAGCAGCAUGGGGGAGAUGAUCGCCUUCUCCUCCUGGAUGUCCCCCAGGGCUCCGCUCGUCUCGGUUCCGCUCAGGGAAGAGCGGAGACUAAAGAUGGAACUUGGCAUGCUGGAGGUCCCCAUACCAAAUCCCUUCCCUGAGCUUUGCUGCUCUCAGUUUACAUCGGUUUUGUCAGCCAGCCUGUUACCCAAGGUGAAUCCCAGGAUCAAACAGGUAAUUAAAGUGUACAGUGAGGAUGAAACUAGAAGAACUUUGGAAGUACCAAGUGAUAUAACAGCCAGAGAUCUAUGUCAGUUGCUAAUACUGAAGAACCAUUAUGUAGAUGACCACAGCUGGACUCUGUUUGAACAUCUUGGUUGUUUAGGUUUAGAGAGAAUCAUAGAAGAUCAUGAAAUGGUGAUUGAAGUUCAGUCAAAAUGGGGGAUUGAAGAAGACAAUAGACUUUAUUUUAGAAAAAAUUAUGCCAAAUAUGAGUUCUUCAAAAAUCCUGUGAAUUUUUUCCCAGGACAUCUGGUUUCCUUCUCAAAUGAGAUUAAUGGAGCACUAAGCCAUACGCAGAUACUUCAGAUGUUUUUAAGUUCCAGAACAUAUCCUGAAAUCCACAGCUACUUGCAUGCUAAAGAGCAUGGGAAAAAACCUUGGAAAAAGAUGUACUUUUUGUUGCGAAGGUCUGGUCUGUAUUUUUCCACAAAGGGGAUGUCAAAGGAGCCGAGGCACCUGCAGCUUUUCAGUGAAUUCAGCAGUAGUGACAUAUAUAUGUCUUUGAUGGGCAAAAAGAUAUCUGGAGUACCAGUCACCUAUGGGUUCUGCUUUAAGCCUAACAGAGCAGGAGGAGCCAGAGACGUGAAACGGCUUUAUGCAGACAGUGAACAAAGUAGGACCUGCUGGGUGACAGCCAUCCGCUUGCUUAAGUAUGGAAUGCAGCUGUACCAGAAUUAUAUGCAACCAUCUCAAGGAAGAGGUGACUUCAGUUCGCUUAUCACCCCUGUGAGAAGCAUUUCAGAAAAUUCUCUAGUGGCCAUGGACUUCACAGGACAUAAAUCCAGAGUUAUUGAAAACCCCACAGAAGCCCUUUCAGUUGCAGUUGAAGAAGGAUUAGCAUGGCGGAAAAAAGGCUGUUUACGACUUGGUACACAUGGUAGUCCCAACACUUUGCAAAAUGUCCCAUCAAAUAUAGCCAUACACAGUUCACAGCCAUGGUUUCAUCAUAAGAUCUCUAGAGAAGAGGCUCACCAACUCAUUUUGCGACAAGGACUGGUAGAUGGGGUUUUUUUGGUACGGGAUAGCCAAAGUAAUCCCAAAAGCUUUGUACUGUCAUUGAGUGAUGGAUUAAAAAUAAAGCACUUCCAAAUUGUGCCAUUGGAAGAGGAAGCCAAGCUGUUUUAUACUCUGGAUGAUGGUCACACCAGAUUUUCUGAUCUCAUUCAACUAGUGGAGUUCUACCAGCUCAAUAAAGGCAUCCUACCUUGCAAGUUAAAACAUUAUUGCGCCCGAAUUGCACUUUAACGAAAACAGUGGCAUUUCUCCAAAAGCUAGUAGAAAAUAAAGGCAGAAUGUGUCAUUUUACAGAACAGUGUCAUAAAUGAAGCGAGUUUGAAAAGAAAAGCCUCUGAAUGUAAAUUUCAGCUUGCAAAUAAGAGUUUGUAUUUGCCAUAGAAAAGCACAAUCCAAUACUUUUUGUGUUUUUAGAAUUAAGUAACUAACAGUGAUCUUCCCAAAAAUGAAUCUCAAGCUGAAAUCAUGUAAUUAUGUCAUGCUGCAUUCUUAGGGAGUAUUUUUCAAAUGCCAAUAAAUGUCUUUUCCACAAUUUUCCUUUA
Hemicordylus capensis (graceful crag lizard) is the source of this 1907-nucleotide messenger RNA. RefSeq names its product growth factor receptor bound protein 14 (gene GRB14). The transcript has 14 exons. Gene Ontology annotation, cellular component: plasma membrane; cytoplasm. The record is from RefSeq and is a predicted model, not a curated record. Bases 1 to 1596 code for a protein of 531 amino acids. Lineage: Eukaryota; Metazoa; Chordata; Lepidosauria; Squamata; Cordylidae. Gene Ontology annotation, biological process: negative regulation of insulin receptor signaling pathway; insulin receptor signaling pathway.